Messenger RNA from Tarenaya hassleriana, 816 nucleotides. RefSeq lists its product as uncharacterized. The transcript has 3 exons. The record is from RefSeq and is a predicted model, not a curated record. Lineage: Eukaryota; Viridiplantae; Streptophyta; Magnoliopsida; Brassicales; Cleomaceae. Bases 108 to 602 code for a protein of 164 amino acids.
UUUUUGCCCCUCACUUUUUCUUUUUUUUUUCACCCUUUAAACGCAUAAAUCCAUCAACAACACUUUCCUCUUAUCUCUCUGCAGUUUCUCAGCUUCUUCCUAAGCUCAUGGACUACUUUGAUUCAACGUUGAGCUCUCCAGUUUAUGUUUUUAGCAAUUUGGUCGAUCUUCGAGAUUCGGGCGUUACGGGCAAGGCGGGGAAUGAGGAGACGAGAGAGAUGGAAGACGAGGGAGUGGAUAAUGAUUUCGAGGUUGAAUUGGACGUUGAGUUCUGUCCAGUUGAGCAUCCGGUCGAACCUUAUGACGAAGACCGCCCCGUCAAAUGCCCCGUACCCAUCUCAUCUUCUGUUAUCCAUAACGAACAUAAGGUGGAGAGGACAAGAGAGGUUAGAGAGUCGAACCUACUACGCAAGGACCAAACGACCGAGGCUCUGUCACGUCCGAUCCGAGUCGUGAGGAAGAGGCACCACACUUUCACCGGCAGAAACGACGUCGCCAUGGCCCCUACGAGAGUCCCAACACUCCAAACUCCAACCAUAUCUCAGGAAUCCAACCUCACAAUCUAUCGAGUUGUCGUCAACGAGUUCGAGUCCCAAAUCUAACAAACUCUAUAAGAUUUGAUCGACUGUUUCUUGAAAUACCCUUUUCCGUAUCGCAUCAUAUAAUUUGUUUCUUUCCUUUUUUUAAUUUGUUUUUUUACCAGCGGUUGAUUGUUAAUCACACUGCCUAGUUUUGUUGGUGAAACGUAGAUGGAGAGCGUACCAAAGUUGGUAUAGUUACCACCGUUAGUCAGUAAAAUCAAGUUUGGUUCGUUUC